UAUAUUACGCAUGUCAAUGAGCAAACAUGAAUUGCAUCUAUACGCAAGAUUCAACAGGUCCCAACAAAUUUCUACAAAUAAAACACUCCCCAGCGCAGCAUCACCAUUCACCAGGCAAAAUGGCUCUGAAACUCCAAACUUUUCUUCACCUCUUCGUUCUCUCCAUUCUCCUAUGCACAUCAUCUUCAGAUCAUAGUCUUGCGAAAGCCUUGGUAGCUCCUCCGAUCAAUGCCUUGGUGGCUCAAAUAACCAAAGCAGCCGAGACCUCUCUGUACACGCUCUCACUCUCGCACAAGGACUACUUGCUCGACCUCUCUGGCCCGCUCCUCUGGUCGCCCUGCUCCGCUGGGAACCCCACCGUCCCGUGCUCCGCCGCCGAGUGCACCGCCACGUUGGGGACGCACAGGUACUUCGCCCAAGGCCAGUGCAGGUGCACCGCUCGCCUCAAAAACCCCGUCACGGGCGACCGGGCCGUCGUCGGCGAUCUCACGCUCGUCGAUGUAGUCACCAACGCAACCGACGGGAGCACGCCGACGGCCGAGGUCACUGUCGGCGGCGUACUCUCUGCGUGCGCUCCGGCCGGUUUCCUCGGGUCUUCGCCGUUGCCGGCGGCGGUGGCCGGUGACGCGGGCCUUGGCCGGGGCUGCGCCAGCCUGCCAGCGCAGCUCCACUCCAAGUUAUCACUCAAGCGGCAGUUCGCCGUCUGCCUGCCGAGCACGGUUGGCCGCAUCGGCGUGGCGUUCUUCGGGGACGGGCCGUACGGGCUCAUGCCGCCAACGCCGUUCGACGUGAGCUCCGUCCUCUCCUACACGCCCCUCGUUCGCAACCCUUGGAACCCCUCCGCAUACACCAUCCAGCUCGCCGGCAUCGCCAUCAACCAAGAAGCCGUCCAGCUCCCGCCCGGCGCGCUCGACCUCGUCACGCUCGACACGGCGGCGCCGUACACGGUGCUGCGGCACGACGUGUACCGCGCGUUUGUCGCGGCCUUUCAGCGUGCCACCGCGAGUGUGCCGCGCGUCCCGGCCGUGGCGCCGUUCGAGGUGUGCUUCAACAUCAGCGAUCUCGGGUUCUCGGGGGUCGGGUACGCCGUGGCGCCGGUGGACCUGGUGAUGGCACGCGGCGGCGGGAACUGGACGGUGUUCGGUUUCAACUCGCUGGCGGAGGUGGCGGACGACACGGCGUGCCUGGCGUUCGUCGACGGCGGGUGGGCGGCACCAAGCGCGGUGACCGUCGGUGGGUUUCAGAUGGAGAAUAAUUUCUUGGUGUUCGACGAGGCCGCGUCCAGGCUCGGGUACAGUGGCGCGCUGCUCUUGACGAGGACCGCUUGUGGCAACUUCAACUUCGCGAGGAACUGACCGCUCUCUCUUUGUGACUUGGAUCGGUACGGCUGUGAUACGAAACUUCACUUUGUACUUGCUAAAUAAAU
This is a messenger RNA of Lolium perenne, 1426 nucleotides long. RefSeq names its product chitinase CLP-like. Gene Ontology annotation, biological process: proteolysis. NCBI's taxonomy places the organism in Eukaryota, Viridiplantae, Streptophyta, Magnoliopsida, Poales, Poaceae. Gene Ontology annotation, molecular function: aspartic-type endopeptidase activity. The record is from RefSeq and is a predicted model, not a curated record.